AUGUCCGCCGCGCGCGGUGCUCUCCUGCGCCUCGGCGCGAGAAUGCGCUUGGCGAACGCCGGCGCGGGGUUCAAUCGCGCGCGCGGUUACGCGAGCGGAAAUGGGCACGGUGUGACGCACGAGGGCGUGACCUUGCACGAGGCGAGCACGGCGCACAAGGCGCUGGGAACGGGGUUCGGGGCGCUCAUGUGGUUUUGGGUGUUUUAUCGAUUUUAUCACGACGGCGAUACGCUGAUCUACGGACACGCCCCGCACUUCGAGCACGAUGAUCACGACGACGAGCACGGGCACUGA
Molecule: messenger RNA, 294 nt
Organism: Ostreococcus tauri
Lineage: Eukaryota; Viridiplantae; Chlorophyta; Mamiellophyceae; Mamiellales; Bathycoccaceae
Product: unnamed product
Exons: 2
Coding region: 1-294 (97 amino acids)
Cellular component (GO): mitochondrial inner membrane
Source: RefSeq, a predicted model, not a curated record